AUGGCCAAAGUUCCACGCAACUUUAGAUUACUUGAAGAAUUGGAAAAGGGUGAAAAAGGUAUUGGUGACGGUACAUGCAGCUAUGGCCUUUCAAACGGUGACGAUAUAUAUAUGAGUGAUUGGAACGGCACUAUUAUAGGGCCUGGUCAUACCGUUCAUGAAAAUCGUAUUUAUAGCUUGAAACUCCAUUGUGAUGAGAAUUAUCCUGAUUCUCCACCAACGGUGCAUUUUCUUUCCCGAAUCAAUUUGCCUUGCGUUAAUCAACAAACGGGCAAGGUUGAAUCUUCUAAAUUGAGUUGUCUGGCUAAUUGGAAAAGAAGUUAUACGCUUGAGACCGUAUUAACAGAAUUACGUCGCGAGAUGUCAAACCCGCACAAUAAGAAAUUACCUCAACCUCCUGAAGGUUCUUUCUUCUGA
This is a messenger RNA of Dentiscutata erythropus, 417 nucleotides long. The record is from the annotation of a GenBank genome assembly. Lineage: Eukaryota; Fungi; Glomeromycota; Glomeromycetes; Diversisporales; Gigasporaceae.